AUUUACAGCAGUCGACUCUCUCUCCUCCUCCCUUCGACCCACCCUCGUUCUUCCACGCAACAAAGAUCACCGCUUUCUAAUAAGCUUAUACAGAUACGGCGAUUUGUGAUUUCUUAAUGUGUGAGGUUUUUUCGGGAAAUAAUUUAUGAUUCCCAGGGGCCUUCAUUUUGUCCAGCGGAUCACGAACAAAAAUUGGGUAUGGCAGAUGAUGCCGACAGAGAAAUUGAAAACUCAAAGGAGUCGAAAAAAGAACUAAAUAGAGACUGGGCUAGCCUUCCAACUGAUCUUCUUUGUUUGAUGCUUCCUCAUCUCUUUCUUGGUGAUAUCAAGCGGUUUCAUAACGUCUGUAGAUCAUGGCGAUUGACUCCCACUCUAUCGGUACAAUCUCCGGUGCUUAUGUCUAUUGGGAAUGAUAACACAAGAUGCAAAUUCUUCCACCCACUUUACAAGAGCCCUUACAGCAUGUACAUUCCUGAAUUAUUCGGUGCCGUACCACGAUUUUGUAAAGAUGGUUGGAUGCUUAUGUCUAGAGGCGAGCAUUCAAUGUUCUUCCUUAAUCCAUUCACAAAGGCAUUGAUUAACUUGCCUGAUUUACCUGACAUCUACGAUUUUGGAGGGAUAACAUUCACAUCCUCUCCGACAUCAUCCGACUGCAUGGUUUUUGGCAUUUAUGUCAACCAUGAUGAGAAGUUUUUUUCCAUAUCAACCAUUUGCCGUGGAGAAGAAAGUUGGCAGGUAUUGCAUGGUGAAAAUAACUCGCCCUUUUUCCUCUCUCACUGUAAUCCAGUCUUUCACCAUGGAGAGUUCUAUUGUUUGGGUCAACAUGGGAAUUUGGGAGUCUAUAAUCCUGAUGAAGACUAUUGGACAAUCCUUGACAAGCCUCAUAGGCAGCAGCUCGAUCCCUUCCUUUCACAUGAGCACAACUUUUUGGUGGAAUGCAAUGGGGAGCUACUAUCAGUGUCUUUGAGUUUCAUGGGGAAGUCGAUAUCUGUUUCGAAGCUGGAUAGUGUUGAGAUGACGUGGCAUAAAGUUGACAGUUUGGUCGACCAAAUGUUAUUUGUGAGCAACACAUCAUCUCUUUCAGCAAUGAGAGUGGUACAAGGAAUGGAGAACAAGAUUUAUCUUCCCAGAGUCCAUGAAAAAUGUGGGGCAUUCUAUUCUCUAGCCAGUCGUUUGUUUCAAACAUUUGGAAAUGAUUUCUCUCGCAAGGAUUGGUAUGGGACAUGGGAGCUCUUGAGUUGCUGUUGGAUUGAGCCAAAAGCUGAUACUUCUUAUUCCAAAGAAGAACUCAACUGGUUUGAAGACGCUUAGGUAAAUCUUGGGGUGGAGUAAUUGGACACAAGAACUUCUCCUCAUGGCGUUUAAAGUAGCAAUAUUUUCGUUUUCACAUGUUUUUAUUCCAAUUUUUUAAGUCUCUUUGAAUACUCCGAUUAUCUUAGGAUUAUACUCGGAUAUAUCUUUGGAUGACAU
Molecule: messenger RNA, 1470 nt
Organism: Rhododendron vialii
Lineage: Eukaryota; Viridiplantae; Streptophyta; Magnoliopsida; Ericales; Ericaceae
Product: F-box/kelch-repeat protein At1g57790-like
Exons: 3
Coding region: 199-1311 (370 amino acids)
Molecular function (GO): protein binding
Source: RefSeq, a predicted model, not a curated record